CCCUGACACAGCCAACCUAGUAGUAGUCAUCUGUCAUGGUUGAUCGACCUGAUUAGUGCAUGCUGGUCCACGUCACAUCGCCAUUGUUUAUCGACUCAGUUCUCCGCUGAUCGCGUCUGCUUUUUCUCCUUGGUUUCAGCAAUUUCUCCUCCAAUUGCGUGUCCGCGGAAUUCCCGCAUCCAUGCUGCGCAUUGUCUUGACAUGCGGACUUACGGCGAGCAGCUGCGGAUAGUUCGGCGGGAGUUCCGCGCGGAUUUGUCGAAUGAUAGUCUUCGCCGGCUCCCCAGGCAGCUGAUGCCAUCCUUCCUGGCACCUUUCGCCGCGUUUCUCGGCGCGUUUCUCGCAACAGCAUUACUAGGAACCCUCGUGUUUGUGCCUCACGCGUUAGAUGGAUUGCCGUCCGGCGGUAAUGGCGGAAUUCUGGGAGCGGCGAUUCGGGGAACCACGAUACAAGCUGCCUCGAGGUGGGAGGAGCAGCAGAGGUGCCUGGAAGAGCUUCAGAGUUUAAGGAGAUGGUAUUCAGAGACUGGAGCUGACGCAGCAUUUGCCAGCUCAGCGGUUCAACCCUAUCGCUCCAUGUCAUCUGCCAGCUCAGCUGCGGUUUCCAGUACCUUUGCCAGCUCAGCUGCCAAGAACCUGCGCGCAGCCACUCGUUCCCUGCUCAGUAUAGAGGAGAGAAGAGAUUCCGGUUUUGGCAGCAGCAGCACCAGCAGCAUAAGCAAUCAGCUACUCCCACCCCCAGCAGCAUCAGCAGCAGCAGAGUCCGCCUCUGUGCGUCGAGUGCUGACUCGCACCUUCACCAGUCCCAACCUCAACCCCAAUGCGGCCUGCGCCGAGAAUGAGACAAGCGGUGCCGCCCUCAGGGCCCACCUGGCGGCCAAGGCAGUGGAGCUGAGGGCGACUCAAGUGCGGAUAGAGGAGAUGCAGCGCACUGUGGGUCGGGUGAACUACCAGAAAUUCCUGCUGGACUAUGCUCUGUCAGAGACGACUGUCGACUGGAACGACCGCCUGCUGCCAGCACAGAGGAUGGAGGAGGCGCGUCGAGCCCUAGCUGCCUGCAGCGCCAAUGGAGUCGUCAUGGCAAAGAAAGUGCCUCUGUGGAAGGGCUAUGCGUGUGACGCCUCUGACGACGACAUCUACUCGUUUCUCGAGUACGAUCCGAACAGGCUGUGCCCUGACGACUGGCUAGCGACCCAGGCGCUCAUUUUCAACCACAACUGCUUCUCCCUGCCGAAACGCCGCUGUAUGGCUCGCACCAACCAGAGAUGGGGCGAGCCCCUGCCCUUCCCUCAGCUCUAUUCACCCAGGACGCACUAAAGGACGAGAAUGUGCGGUGGAGCCUGCACUCUUGCAAGUCUUUUACAUGUCUCAACACGCGCGUGGUGGGCGACUGUCGCAACUGCUUCAACCUCACCCUCGAGAGGAACAGAUGGCAGAGGGGGUUCAGGGGGUCUCUGCCCAUCCCGAUCGUCAUCAGAAUGAAGCACGGGUCUUUGAGACUCGGUCUGGAUGCCGGUGGUGGCACGGGCACGUUCGCAGCGCACAUGGCACUUUACAACGUGACGAUUCUGACUACUGCUAUGAAUGUGGAGACAGUGGCGGGGAGAACAGGUGGGCUGCCGUACAUGGAGACACUGGCGCAGAGGGGCCUCAUCCCCCUCUGGUUACCACACAAGGCACGCUUACCUCUCUUUGACAACACUCUGGACUUGGUACACUGCGUGAACAGCAUCAAAUAUAUGCCAGUACUGGAGUUCGAGGAGCUCAUCUUCGAGUGGGACCGCGUCCUUCGAGUGGGUGGAGUCAUGUGGUUUGAAAUGUUCUACGCACCUCUUUCUGAGAUGCCCAUCUAUAUCGCAGUCAUUGAGCAGCUACAGUACAAGAAGCUACACUGGAACAUUACGCCCAAACCCGAUAGUGGCGAGCGCAAGGGCAUGCAUGUGUACUUGAAUUGUGUGAUUGAAAAACCUGUCCGUCCUAGCAAGCAGGGCUUCAGAAGUCAGGACAAAAUGCCCUGAAAUGCUGUAUAGAAGGGUGUUUUUUUAGGUCAUCCUGUUUUUCCAGCUUUUGAUUUUUCCUAGGGCUGCAUUUUAGGGGUUCUCAUUUGAGCAGGCCUGAAAUAUGUGUUGGGAAAAGUUGUGACUAAGGGAUACAGAAUUAGGGAUGUACUUAUCAGAAUUUAGAAGUGAAUAAUAGAUAGAGUGAGAGUACACACAAAUAUACCUAAGUGUUGUAC
Closterium sp. NIES-67 is the source of this 2236-nucleotide messenger RNA. The record is from the annotation of a GenBank genome assembly. Lineage: Eukaryota; Viridiplantae; Streptophyta; Zygnematophyceae; Desmidiales; Closteriaceae.